AGUAUUUAAGCGCACACUUAAUGGAAAUUCAAAUAGGAAUGACCCUUUAAUUGUGUUGAAGCUUGUUAUAAGUGCAUUUGUCUAUUUACAUUUGUAGAUCGUCUUUUGUAGUUUCAACCAGAAACCUCAAUUGCUGAUUAGACACUUCGUGUCAUGGCUGAAAGUGACGGAGAUUACUUACUUGUGGCAGCGAUCGACUUUGGAACAACCUACUCCGGAUACGCGUUUUCCAUGAGGGACACCUAUAAAACAGAGCCUUUAACGAUACAUGCUAACCAAGCAUGGAAUGCUGGCGGAAAACAACUUUUGUCUCUAAAAACUCCUACCUGCCUUCUGCUUAAUUCCAAUAAAGACUUUGAUUCCUUUGGCUAUGAAGCUGAAAACAAGUAUGCAGAGCUGGUGAUGGAUGAAGAGCAAGAUGACUAUUACUUUUUCCACAGAUUUAAAAUGAGCUUGCACAAUCAGAAGAAUGUAAAAGGUGAUAUGGUAUUAGAGGAUAUUACUGGGAAACCAGUACCGGCGAUUGACGUAUUUGCACUUUCAAUUAAGGCAUUAGUCAAUCAUUUGAUGGAUGUCCUAGAAACUCGUGGAACAGGAGUACAAUCAAACGAAUUAAAAUGGAUACUUACUGUUCCCGCGAUAUGGACUGAUAAUUCAAAGCAGUUUAUGCGGGAAAGUGCAGAAAAGGCUGGUAUACACAAAGACCACCUUUCGAUAUCACUUGAACCGGAAGCUGCAUCAAUAUAUUGCCAACAUCUGCCUACAGAGAAAUUAAGUGGCGCCGAAUCUGGUUUCACAAUGUCUAAAGAAGGAACAAAAUAUAUGAUAGUUGAUCUUGGAGGAGGCACAGUGGACAUAACUGUUCAUGAAAAGCUGGCUGGAGGUGGUUUAACCGAAAUCAGUAGAGCAACAGGUGGUGAAUGCGGGGGAACUUCUAUUGAUGCUGAAUUUAUACAACUAUUAGCAAAGAUCCUUGGCGCGCCACUUAUUCAUUUAAUGAAAAGAGACCAGCCCGACGCUUAUUUGGACUUAAUAAGGGAGUUUGAAAUUGUGAAAAGGACUAUUACACCGUCUAAGCAAGGAAAAGUAAAUAUGGCAAUACCUUUCGCUACUCUUGAUUCUCUUUGCAAAACGCAUUUGAAGGAUGAUUUAUCUACUGCUAUAACCACAUCACCUUACGCUAAUUCCAUUUCCCUUAGGGGAGACAAAAUGAGAUUUGGUGCAGAUCUGUUUAAAAGUCUUUUUGAUAAAACUAUAAAUAAGAUUUUAACGUUGUUAAAAGAAAUGUUCACACGGGAAGAAUUAGAAUCAGUUUCACUGUUACUUUUAGUUGGAGGUUUUUCUGAAUGUGCAUUAUUACAGGCAGCAAUUAAGAAAAUGUUUACCUCCCGUAGAGUUAUUGUGCCAGCAGGGAGUGGCCUUACAGUCCUUAAAGGUGCAGUCCUUUUUGGCCACAAUUCAGAAGCCAUCUACUCUCGUAAGAUUCGGUUUAGUUAUGGAGUUAGAUGCAGGCCAAUAUUUAAUCCAGAAUUCUACGACCAACAGCACUACAUCGUAGUAAAUGGGGUGGAGCGAUGUGAAAGUGUUUUUGACAUUAUUAUAGAGAAAGAUACCAACGUUAUACGAGGAACAACUGUAGAUAAGAACUAUAAUUCGACCAUUGGUAAAAAAACAUUAACGUUUGUAAUAUUUGCCAGUGAUAAAAAGUCUCCAAUGUAUACUGAUGAAGAUGGGUGUUUUAAAAUUGGGAAAGCUACAAUUGAAAUAUCUAAUUACUCACAAAGUCAAAACGUGGAAGUGGAGUUUAUGUUUGGAAACACUGAAUUAAGCCUAAAUGCUGUGGAAAAAAUAUCAGGGAAUCGUUGUCAAUCAAGUUUUGAUCUUAUUUAGCGGUUUGAACCUAUUAAGGUUUGUUCAUUGUUUUGUUAACUCAACCAGA
Messenger RNA from Mytilus trossulus (common blue mussel), 1939 nucleotides. RefSeq names its product heat shock 70 kDa protein 12B-like. The record is from RefSeq and is a predicted model, not a curated record. The coding region runs from base 154 to 1890 and encodes 578 amino acids. Gene Ontology annotation, molecular function: ATP binding; ATP-dependent protein folding chaperone. The transcript has 4 exons. Lineage: Eukaryota; Metazoa; Mollusca; Bivalvia; Mytilida; Mytilidae.